AUGGCACAAGAAAACAUGAGAGAAAUUCUGAUUUUCGCAAUUAAUGGAGAAAGAUUUGAGGUAUCUAAUUUCGAGCCGUCUAUUACUUUGCUCGAGUUCUUGCGUUAUCACACUCGUUUUAAGAGCGUCAAACUAGGUUGUGGCGAAGGUGGUUGUGGAGCUUGUGUAGUUGUUCUCUCAAGAUACGACAUUUUCAACGAUCAAGUUAAGAGUUUCACAGUAAGUUCAUGCCUUACACUUCUUUGCAGCGUCGAUAAGUGUUCCAUCAUCACAAGCGAAGGUUUAGGGAAUACCAAAGAUGGAUUUCACCCCAUUCACGAGCGAUUCGCCGGAUUUCACGCUUCUCAAUGUGGGUUUUGCACUCCGGGUAUGUGCAUGUCGCUUUUCUCCUCCCUUCUCAAUGCAGACAACAGUCCUCAUGAGGAUGAUGCUCCUCCUCCUUCGGGAUUUUCUAACCUCACUGCUUCAGAAGCGGAAAUGUCUAUCUCUAGUAAUCUCUGUCGUUGUACUGGCUAUAGACCUAUAGCUGAUGCCUGUAAAUCAUUUGCUUCUGAUGUUGAUAUCGAAGAUUUAGGUCUUAAUUCCUUUUGGAAAAAGGGAGAUAGUAGUAACCCGAAAGCUGAUAAACUACCAUUUUAUGACAGAGAUAAUCAGAUUAACGUUUUCCCUCAGUUCUUGAAGAAUGAAUUGGGGGUUUUAAAGAGACAAUCUUGGUACACACCAACUAGUUUGUCGGAACUUCAGGUUACAUUGAUAUCCAUCUUGGCUGAAAAAGAUGAAAGAGUGAAAUUAGUUGUGGGGAAUACGGGAAUGGGUUAUUACAAGGAAAUUGUCCCAUUUCAUAACUAUAUUGAUCUGAGGUAUAUACCCGAGCUUUCUGUAAUCAGAAUGGAUCAAAAUGGGAUUGAAAUUGGAGCUGCUGUAACAAUUUAUGAAGCUAUUUCAGCUCUUAAGAGGGAAAACGAAGCAAUGGGAGAGGGCGAAUCGGUGUUUGUAAAGAUUGCGAACCACAUGGAGAAGGUUGCUACUAGGUUUGUCCGAAACUCGGCUAGUAUUGGUGGGAAUUUGGUAAUGGCACAAAGAAAACAUUUUCCUUCGGAUAUCGCCACCAUACUUCUCGGAGCCGGAUCAACAGUGAACAUACAGAUGGAUUCGAAAUUCGUGACAGUUUCUUUGGAAGAAUUCCUGGCAUGGCCACCAUUGGACUCUGGGAGUGUGCUUUUGAGUGUUCAAAUCCCGCAUACUAAAAUUGGAAACGAAGUCUUUUUCGAAACCUAUCGGGUAUCGCCACGGCCAUUGGGAAAUGCAUUGGCAUAUAUCAAUGCCGCAUUCUUAGCUGAAGUUUCUCGUUCUGAAACCACUAAUGGAGUAACUGUAAAUAAUAUUCGAUUGGCUUUCGGGGCUUAUGGAGUUGAACACGCUAUAAGGGUUAGAAACAUUGAGGAAUUUUUAGUUGGGAAGAAGUCCUUACAACUAGAAGAUCUAUUGGAAGCUGUUAUAAUGCUGAGAGGUAGUAUUAUUCCUGAAGUUGGGACUACACAUGCUGCUUACAGGCGCAGCCUUGCUGUUAGUUAUCUUUUUGACUUCCUUUAUCCAUUAAUUGGUGCUGGUGAUGAUUUCGAGAAGACAAUCAACACUAAUGAAGAUCAAGGAUUUCUUUUAUCUGGAAGCCAGGUGGUGGAAACAAGUAAUGAAUAUUAUCCUGUAGGGGAGCCUAUAGCAAAAACUGGAGCUACCAUCCAAGCAUCUGGUGAAGCUGUCUAUGUUGAUGACAUACCUUCCCCACCAAGCUGCCUUCAUGCUGCAUUUAUUUAUAGCACAAAGCCUUUAGCACGAGUGAAGGGUGUCAAAACUAUUUCUGAGUUUCUACCUGUGGAUGUUAUUACCUUCCAAGAUAUACCAAAUGGUGGGGUUAAUGUAGGAGUGAAGACUGAUUUUGGUUUGGAGCCUUUAUUUGCAGAUGAACUCACUAGGGCUGCUGGGCAACCUCUUGCACUUGUGGUGUCAGACACACAGAAGCAUGCUAAUAUGGCAGCCAGCAGUGCGAUGGUUGAUUAUGACUUUGAGAAUCUUGAACCUCCAAUUCUAACAGUUGAAGAUGCAGUUGAGAGGUCUAGUUUUUUUGAAGUUCCGCCAAAUUUAUAUCCAAAGCAGAUCGGUGACUUCUCGAAAGGAAUGGAUGAAGCUGAUCAUAAAAUUCUCCAUGCUGAGAUUAGACUCCCAUCUCAAUACUAUUUCUACAUGGAAACACAAUGUGCACUUGCUAUCCCAGAUGAAGACAACUGUAUGGUCGUCUACAGUUCUGUUCAGUCUCCAGCGUAUUUACAUUCUGUCAUUGCAAUUUGCUUGGGUGUUCCUGAGCAUAAUGUCCGCGUGAUUACAAGAAGACUUGGAGGCGGCUUUGGUGGAAAGUCUGUUAGAUCUAUGCCUGUAUCUACAGCAUGUGCACUUGCUGCAUUCAAAUUACGGCGCCCUGUCAGAAUAUAUGUCAACCGAAAAACCGACAUGAUAAUGAUAGGAGGGAGACAUCCUAUGAAAAUUACAUACAGUUUCGGAUUCAAAUCUGAUGGGAAGAUCACUGCCCUUCAUCUUGACAUAUUAAUUGAUGCAGGGAUCACUAUAGAUUUAAGCCCCCUUAUCACACACUUCAUUAUGGGUCCACUUAGAGAGUAUAAUUGGGGUGCUUUAUCAUUUGAUAUGAAGCUUUGCAAGACAAAUCUUUCGUCCAAAUCGUCAAUGCGUGCCCCGGGGGAUCUCCAAGGAUCUUUUAUUGCUGAAACCGUGAUAGAACACGUGGCAUCUUCUCUUUCCCUUGAAGUUGAUAACGUGAGGAAGAAAAACAUGCACACUUUCGAUAGUCUUCGUAAUUUCUAUGGGGUUUCUGCAGGCGAGAUUCAUGAAUACACUUUGCCCUUCAUAUACGAUAAAUUGGCGGUUACUUCACAUCUAGACGAAAGGAUCAAAAUGAUAAAGGAGUUCAAUGGGAAUAAUACUUGGAGGAAACGGGCUAUCUCUCUAGUGCCUAUAAUCUAUGAGGUUACUGUGAGCCCAAUCCCCGGGAAAGUUAGUAUCCUACAGGACGGUUCUAUCGUUGUAGAAGUUGGAGGGAUUGAAAUCGGUCAAGGGCUUUGGACAAAAGUAAAGCAAAUGACUGCAUUUUCCCUUAGUUCAAACCUAUGCAAUGCAGAUGAUGAUGAAAACCUUUUGGAUAAAGUACGAGUCAUACAAACGGAUACUCUGAGUCUUGUACAAGGCGGUUUUACAUAUGGGAGUACUACAUCGGAGUCAAGCUGUGCUGCUGUGAAACUUUGUUGUGACAUUUUGGUGGAAAGACUGAUGCCGAUUAAGAACAGGUUAUGUGAACAAACGGGUUCUGUGAAAUGGGAGGCAUUGAUUACUGCGGGACAUCUUGAAUCAGUGAACUUUGCAGCAAAUGCUUACUAUGUACCUGUUGCUGGAACUGGUGACUACCUUAAUUAUGGCGCUGCUGUGAGUGAGGUGGAAAUAAACCUAUUGACAGGAGAAACAAAAAUUCUUCAAUCUGAUAUCAUUUAUGACUGCGGACAAAGCUUGAAUCCAGCCGUCGAUUUGGGACAAAUCGAAGGCGCAUUUGUACAAGGAAUUGGUUUCUACAUGCGCGAAGAAUAUUUAACGAAUUCAGAAGGUUUAGUUAUUUCGGACAGCACCUGGACCUAUAAGAUUCCAUCAAUCGACACCAUUCCAAAACGGUUCAAUGUUGAGAUCCUUAACAGCAAUCAUCAUAAAAACCGUGUUCUCUCUUCUAAAGCUUCUGGAGAGCCACCUCUGCUUCUAGCAGCAUCAGUUCAUUUCGCAACAAAAGCUGCCAUUAAAGAAGCCAGAAAACAGUUAUCUUCUUGGAGUCAAAGAAGAACAGAUUCCUCGUAUUUUCACUUGCCUGUUCCUGCCUUGAUGCCUGUUGUUAAGGAACUAUGUGGACUCGACAAUGUCGAAUCCUACUUAGAAAAUCAGAUUUCCCGAGGCUGACAUUUCAUACAAAUAAAAGUUAAAUAUCUAUAUGCAGCUAUAUAAUAAGGAGAAGCUUAUUAUU
This is a messenger RNA of Impatiens glandulifera, 4069 nucleotides long. Its product is annotated as abscisic-aldehyde oxidase-like. The coding region runs from base 1 to 4005 and encodes 1334 amino acids. Gene Ontology annotation, molecular function: oxidoreductase activity; FAD binding; iron ion binding. The transcript is spliced from 10 exons. The record is from RefSeq and is a predicted model, not a curated record. Lineage: Eukaryota; Viridiplantae; Streptophyta; Magnoliopsida; Ericales; Balsaminaceae.